Molecule: messenger RNA, 4237 nt
Organism: Brassica rapa (field mustard)
Lineage: Eukaryota; Viridiplantae; Streptophyta; Magnoliopsida; Brassicales; Brassicaceae
Biological process (GO): positive regulation of growth
Source: RefSeq, a predicted model, not a curated record
GAUGAAAAAAAAUUGUUUGUUGGAAGUAAUUAUGCAUUAGGUGGAAAUACUUUGCAUAAUACCACAAAGGGAUCAAAUGAAUUAAAACCUCGUUAAAAGUUUUGGACAGUCUUAAUCGAGACUGUUUAAGUUGAUAAAAAAAAAGUUUUAGAAAAAAAAAAUUAUAACACAAAAAUAACUUUUUUGAGAAUUUCUAUAAAAAAAUUAAAUUUUUAGAAAAUUAAUUGAGUUUAUUGAAUUAUUAGUAGUUUAAUUUAGUGAAAAUUAAUAAUUAUAGAUAACAAUAUAUUUAUGAUAUAGAUUUAUUUUGUUUUUAAUAUGUGUGAACAAAUGAAUGGAGAAAGUAUAAUGUAAUGUAUCUUACUUCAGUGAUUAAAACCUUGUGUUAAAAAAACUCUAGUUAAAGUUUGAGGAAGGCCAUGAAAGCUUAUUGAGUCACAUCAACUCUACAUAUGGCUUUCAUUCUCUUCUUACCUGCCGACUGCCUAUACAUUCAUUAUGAAGAUCACAAGAUGGCUUUGUGAGAACAACAUACAUUAAAGCCAAAGCUACUUCAAUUUAUUAUUUAUUAUUAUUAAUAUUUUUGUAUCCUACUGAUACCAGAAGAGUGAAGAGAAGUUUCUGGUAAUACAAGAGAUACACAAGAGCUUAUGUUGAGUUUGGAUAUCAAGCCAGGCGGUGGAUGAUUCAUGCUUUGGUGAAACGUGUACUUAUCGUAGCAAUUGCCAAUACAUCCUUUUCGAUGCUAGCAAAUCACUUUUGUUCCUAUACAAGCAUGCAAGUACAUGUUUUAUGUCAUGGGUCAUAACAGCUUCUGAGGUACGUAUAUUCCAAGGGGCAUUAAGUUUAAUAAGUUCAAAAGAAGAAGAUCUAAAAUCUAAUCGUUCUGAUGUGCCUCCGGCCUUAGUGGUAGAUUAAAAAUCUCCUAGCAUCUAUAGAAACCACAAGUUAGUCAGCAGCUAAAGGAUUAUAAAAUUAAAGCUCAUGGAUCGGCAUUUUUAACAUUUGUGUAGGAAUAUACUCUUUGAGUUUUUUUGAGUCAAAGCUCGCCCAAGGGAAUAUAUACUUGAAGCAUAGUUCAAAGAGAAAUUUAUUAGGAUAUCAAUUUUUAAGUUUUUGUCAUAAAAAUAGUUUUUAAUAAAGAAAAUGACUAAAAUAAAUUUUAUUUUACUUUAGGGUUAAUCGGUUAACUAAUCUAGACUUAGGUUUUAGAAUCAAGAGAUAAUAUUUUGGGGAUAUAAUUUCAAAUUUAAAAAUACAAAAAAUAAAUAUUAAAAUUUUCAAAAUAAAAAAAAAUAUUUUGAGCAUUUUCUUUUUUAAAAAUUAUUUUUGUGAUAAAAAUUUAAAAUGACGAUUCAAGAGAAUUGUCUUAGUUCAAAAUGAUUCCACGGUAAAGCGAGUGACAUGACUCUUUAUUAAUCUAUGCUAAAGAUGCACUAUUCUCAACAGUAAGAAUAGAUAACGAAAUCAAGAUUGUUGAUGAAACAAAUGAUCAAGCAAUCUGUCAAAUACGAGUCUUUUUAAUUCAGUGAUUGAUUAGUUGAUUAGUGUUUUAAUCAUUUCUUAGAUAGAUCUCCUUCACACACCUUUGAAAAGUCCAAAACCUUUACGCAAUUUUUGUUUUUCUUCUUAAGAAGUGAAAAACAGGCAACGAUGAGGCUUUUACUUCCACGCAACUGAAAGAAUAAAAAGACACACAAAGUUGAGUCAACGUCGUCCUUUGUAAUAAUACUGAAGUAUUUGACCGACCAAUCCAUAACCGCUUGUGACUGUUUUUUUUCUUUCUUCUUAAAAACUUUUGAGAUUAAAAAGAAAAAGUCCAAGACUUUUAUUGGUCUAGUUAUUUCGUUUUUUGGGGUUUGGAGGGAUGCCAACAUGGUGGUGGUCCAAUCCCCUUUUGAUUUGUUGUUGUUGUUGUUGAAUCCCUUUUUGUCUUUUGAGAUUUCCUUCCUUUCGUUCAUACCACUCUCCUUGACUUUCUUCUUCCCUUUUUAACAUUGAUUCUCGUGUUCCCUCUUACUUGCUUUGUCUUUUCACUGUUCUCUCUGUCGUGAAUCCCCAUCUCUAUUCUCGUCUUCUGGGUUAUUAGUUACCCUCGCUAGUUUUGGAUCAAAGUCUCUCAACUCCUCAGUGGCAUGAUCUUCUCGAACACUUUAUCUUGAGGUCUUUUGGAGUAUAUAUAUAUUUAAAAAAAAGUUAUGGGGAGUUUUUGCUCCAAGAGCCUAGGAAUCAAUAUUGGCAGUGAGUAUUCAGGUUCAAGUGUAGCUGAUGAUGUUUCACCUAGGCAAGGUCCUGGUACGAGGCAGUGUAUGGUUAAAGACGAUAAGGAACAAAGCCAGUUGAAAGAUGUAUUCUCUUUCCGCGAAAAGGAAGGAGUUGAAGAAGAUCAUUUAUACGAUGGGAUUCCGAGGUUACCUCCACCGCAGAAACCUCGGUCUACAAGAUAUACUCAAACCGCUGUUUCAAAGGUUACAGAGGCGAGUAUGCUUCUAGGGAAAGCGGGCUUAGGUAAAGCCAAAGAUGUUUUGGAUACACUAGGGAGUAGCAUGACGGAUCUAAGCAGCGGUGGAUUUGCUUCUGGAGUUGCAACUAAAGGUGAAGAACUUGAGAUCUUAGCCUUUGAAGUAGCGAACACUAUUGUCAAGAGCUCAAAUCUCAUUGAAUCACUUUCUAAGGAGAACAUCAUGCAUUUGAAAGAAACUGUUCUAUACUCUCAAGGUGUUCAGAAUCUUGUCUCGAAUGAUUUUGAUGAGCUCCUCAGACUUGUUGCUGCUGAUAAGAGGCAGGAGCUGGAAGUUUUCUUGGGAGAAGUGGUUCGGUUUGGUAACCGAUCUAAAGACUUUCAGUGGCAUAAUUUGCAGCGCUACUUCGACAGGAUCAGCAAAGAACUAACCCCUCAAAGACAGUUGAAUGAAGACGCUGUGUUAGUUGUUAAGCAACUGAUGGUUCUAGUGCAGUAUACAGCUGAACUAUACCAAGAACUCCAAGUAUUGGAUCGGUUGCAGAAAGACUAUGACCAAAAGCGCCGAGAAGAAGAGAACUCAGCUGGUAGCAGUAAAGGUGAUGGUCUUGCAAUCUUGAAAACGGAACUUAAAUCCCAGAAAAAGGUAGUAAAAAGCUUAAAGAAAAAGUCCUUGUGGUGCAGAGGUUUUGAAGAGGUGAUGGAGAAACUGGUAGACAUUGUACAUUUCUUGUUGCUAGAGAUUCAUAAUAUCUUCGGUGAUUCUGAUGAUAAACCAUUGAAGAAAGGAGCUGCAGAUUCUGAUAAAAGAUUGGGGCCUGCUGGUCUUGCGUUACAUUAUGCAAGUAUGAUUGUGCAGAUUGAUACACUUGUCGCCCGUUCAAGCUCUAUAACUUCAAAUGCAAGAGAUUCUCUAUACCAAAGCUUGCCACCUACUAUAAAACUAGCUCUUCGUUCCAAAAUAAAAUCUUUCAAAGUCGAUAAGGAGCUUUCGGUUACACAAAUUAAGGAUGAGAUGGAGAGGACACUGCAUUGGCUUGUCCCUAUUGCAGCCAACACAACCAAAGCUCAUCAUGGUUUCGGUUGGGUUGGAGAGUGGGGAAGUGCAGGGACUGACUUCACGAGUAAGCCUAGUGGUGGAGAUACACUAAGGAUCGAGACACUCUAUCACGCUAGCAAAGAAAAGACAGAGAACUACAUUCUCGGACAGAUCAUUUGGUUACAGCAUUUGGUUACAAAAGCAAAGAGCGACGCUCAAGGAGCUUCUAGACUUUCUUCUAUCAAAUCCUCGUUUAAUAGUACGAACCAGCAGUUGACAUCUGAACCACUCGGUGUCCCAUUAGUAACGGUUGAGGAGCAAAAGAUGUUACAUGAUGUGAUCAAAAGAAAGAAUACUCCAUGUGUUAGCAAGAGUCAAGACUUUGAUUCUGAGCACUACUCGCGGGUGAGGAAGUGUGACCCUUUGAGCAAAAGCAGUGAGUAUUUUCGUGGAGUGAGGAGAAGCAAAUCAGCUGCUGCUAUGAAGAGGUUUUCUUCUGGUUUUUCACUUGUUGAUUUUGUUAUCGACAAGGAAAAAGCUUUGGAUGUGAUUGAUAGGGUCGAUGUGCUGAGAGAUUAUAGAGCAUUGUUGAAAGAAGGUAGCUUGAGCUUCUAGUGGAGAGUGGUGUUUUAGUGGACUCAUAUAUGCUUAGUUGUAUAUAAGAUAAAGGCUAUGGAAGAAGCUGUUACGUGACAACAUGUUAGAUCAUAUACAAUUAUACACUUUUCAGAAAACUA